CAAGCGAAGCCCCCACGCACACCAUCAACCUCACCCGGUUUGCGCCAAGGCCAGUUUCCGGCCCCAUGGGUGGCCUUGCGAGGUCGGAUCGAGAGUAAGACGAAAAUAGCGUCGAAAGCGAGAACAUGGGGUAUGCGAGGCGUCUGUUCUUGGACAUAAACAGUAAUCCUAACGGGAAAUGAUGGCAUCUCGAAGAAGAUAAAAGGACGAGCAUCAGUAUGCCUCUCAUUGUCGGUUUUUAUCUCCAUCUCCAUCAGCUUCAUCAUCAUCUCAACAGCAACACAUCCGCAUCAUCUUCCUCAUCAUUCCAUCCGCCUCGGCCUCCACAGCAACACAUCAACACGGCAUCUGCAGCUAAGUCAUCCACAUUUCCUUAACACCAUUCAAAAUGCGUUUCAACUUCAAGGCCAUCGGCAUCACUGCCCUCCUCUUCGGUGCCCCCGCCCUUGCGGCACCCGCCCCCAUGCCCGAGCCCGAGGUCGCUGUCGAGCCUAGGGGUAACGUGGGAAGCACAGUGAUUGGCGGCGUUGGCCUGGCCUGUGCCAUCUGGCGCCUGCAGUACGACUACAAGAACAACAUCAACAAGGACGCGGCCGCCGAUAUCAACAAGGCCUUCACCCUUGAGGCCAGCCGCCUCAAGGAGGUGACCAAGAAGUACAAGGACGCCGCCAAGACGAACGCGCCCAAGAUCGUCACCACCAUGGAGGGCUUCGAGACGCAGAUCAGCGCGUGCGAGCGCGACUACGCCAAGGCCAUGGUCAGUGCCGCCGGCGACAACAAGAAGCAGAAGGCGACGGCGCUCCAGUACUUUGGCAAGAUCGAGACCAUCGGCAAGUCCGUGGAGAAGGGCUGCCACCAGAUCACCGCCAGCGCCCCUCCGCCGCCUCCCCCGGCCGCUGGGGGGAAGAAGCGCCCCGGCAAGCGCAGCGUGCGGAGCCGCCGCGCCGCGCGGGCCCUGGAGUUUGCUGCCUAAGCUGGAGACAUUGGAGUGAAUUUGAUGGGUGCUGAGGAGCAUUGGGACAGGACAUUGGCUGGGCAGGCAGGCAUUGAGGGUUUUGCAUGGUUCGGCCUCUGGCUUUUCGGUAUGGGAGCAUAGCGCACGAGGGCAUUUUGGAGUUUGGCGUUUAUGCUUUUUUUUCUCUGGAAUCAAAUCUUCGAUUUCCCUUCUCACUUCAUUUUUGCGCCUGUCAGACCUCGGACAUAAGCCGGUGACCUGCGCUUUCUGUGAGAUACGCAUUCUGCCC
Molecule: messenger RNA, 1244 nt
Organism: Gaeumannomyces tritici R3-111a-1
Lineage: Eukaryota; Fungi; Ascomycota; Sordariomycetes; Magnaporthales; Magnaporthaceae
Exons: 2
Coding region: 389-973 (194 amino acids)
Source: RefSeq, a predicted model, not a curated record